Messenger RNA from Salvelinus fontinalis (brook trout), 2878 nucleotides. Its product is annotated as polysialoglycoprotein-like. Lineage: Eukaryota; Metazoa; Chordata; Actinopteri; Salmoniformes; Salmonidae. Bases 833 to 2770 code for a protein of 645 amino acids. The record is from RefSeq and is a predicted model, not a curated record. Gene Ontology annotation, cellular component: apical cortex; protein-containing complex. The transcript has 6 exons.
AACCUACUGAAGUGGGUUGGGGGAUGGGGAAGAGAAGGGAGAUUGGUGGAGAGACACAGAGACAUAUUUUAAAAGAUUGGAGAUUACUAUCCCUAACAAUAAAAUCCUUCAUACAUUGAGGUAAGGUUACCAUGCUUGUCCUGCCCCACAGCUGUAGACACAGCCUCGUACAGGUCCUCAGACACUAGCUGGAGAUCCCUUACAGGAUGUCUGUCACCCCACUGAGCCCCUCCUACAGUUUAGGGGUCACACCCACUUGAAUGUUCUUCAUAUGACGAACCUCCACCAGCCGAGUCUCCAACAGAGCAAAUGAGGAAAAUAUGAUAUAUUAUGAUUUAUGUUAGUAACAAUACAAUAUGGGAAUUUUAUCCCAAAGCUACCUACAGCUAACAUAUAUAUUUAUGUAUGUGAUCUAUGUAAAUAAAGGAGUAUAACACAGCUGUAAAACUGUGAAGGACUAUAUGGUGGAGGCCUACCCAUUUCCCAGGAGCAUUGUAAAAAGUGGAUUUGGGUACAGUGUUUAUUUCCCCCUAAUAUCUUUGAAGAUUACACCUAAAAUAAUUAGGCCUACUUCUUUCUACUGCUGAUCUGAGACCAUUAGGGUUAAACAUUACAGAUAUAAAUGCAAUAUAUGGAGUAGAAAAGAUUGCCUGCCCACCAAAGAAUCAACAUACGUUCUACAUGGUCUAUUUCUAUCUGAAUGUAACACCUCAAUCAAGCUUGUUAAUUGAUCGUUAAGUCCUGUUUGUCAGGUAAAAGGUCAUUAGUGGCCUAUAUAAGCCUCAUACAGGCCACGGGAAGACAUUACCUGUUGAUAACACAGACUAUUCUCAUGAUCAUGGGAGGUGUGAGAGAAUUACUGCUCUUUGUGAUGACUGUGGGGGUUGUCAAAGUUUCUUGUUACCCUGUUGGAAAGUCCCAGAAGCAAGAGCAAGUCUCUCUGCAGAGCAGACUUGGAGAGCUGUCAUCAAACGACAUCUCCAUUGUGCAUGCCCUGGCCUUGCUCCGAUCCAUAGGGUCUGACGCUAAACAAGACAGAGAAGAGUAUUUAGAGACUAAUGAAGUAGAAUCUCAAGCUUCUCCAAACCAUGGUAGCUCUACGGCAAAUGAUGCCCUGUCCUCUGACGACGCUACCUCUGAAGCUGCCACUGGCCCGUCUGACGACGCCACCUCUGAAGCUGCCACUGGCCCGUCUGACGACGCCACCUCUGAAGCUGCCACUGGCCCGUCUGACGACGCCACCUCUGAAGCUGCCACUGGCCCGUCUGACGACGCCACCUCUGAAGCUGCCACUGGCCCGUCUGACGACGCCACCUCUGAAGCUGCCACUGGCCCGUCUGACGACGCCACCUCUGAAGCUGCCACUGGCCCGUCUGACGACGCCACCUCUGAAGCUGCCACUGGCCCGUCUGACGACGCCACCUCUGAAGCUGCCACUGGCCCGUCUGACGACGCCGCCUCUGAAGCUGCCACUGGCCCGUCUGACGACGCCGCCUCUGAAGCUGCCACUGGCCCGUCUGACGACGCCGCCUCUGAAGCUGCCACUGGCCCGUCUGACGACGCCGCCUCUACCUCUGAAGCUGCCACUGGCCCGUCUGACGACGCCGCCUCUACCUCUGAAGCUGCCACUGGCCCGUCUGACGACGCCGCCUCUACCUCUGAAGCUGCCACUGGCCCGUCUGACGACGCCGCCUCUACCUCUGAAGCUGCCACUGGCCCGUCGUCUGACGACGCUACCUCUGAAGCUGCCACUGGCCCGUCGGACGACGCCACCUCUGAAGCUGCCACUGGCCCGUCGGACGACGCCACCUCUGAAGCUGCCACUGGCCCGUCGGACGACGCCACCUCUGAAGCUGCCACUGGCCCGUCUGACGACGCCACCUCUGAAGCUGCCACUGUCCCGUCUGACGACGCCACCUCUGAAGCUGCCACUGGCCCGUCUGACGACGCCGCCACUACCUCUGAAGCUGCCACUGGCCCGUCGGACGACGCCACCUCUGAAGCUGCCACUGGCCCGUCUGACGACGCCACCUCUGAAGCUGCCACUGGCCCGUCUGACGACGCCACCUCUGAAGCUGCCACUGGCCCGUCUGACGACGCCACCUCUGAAGCUGCCACUGGCCCGUCUGACGACGCCGCCUCUGAAGCUGCCACUGGCCCGUCUGACGACGCCGCCUCUGAAGCUGCCACUGGCCCGUCGUCUGACGACGCUACCUCUGAAGCUGCCACUGGCCCGUCUGACGACGCCACCUCUGAAGCUGCCACUGGCCCGUCGGACGACGCCACCUCUGAAGCUGCCACUGGCCCGUCGGACGACGCCACCUCUGAAGCUGCCACUGGCCCGUCGGACGACGCCACCUCUGAAGCUGCCACUGGCCCGUCUGACGACGCCACCUCUGAAGCUGCCACUGUCCCGUCUGACGACGCCACCUCUGAAGCUGCCACUGGCCCGUCUGACGACGCCGCCACUACCUCUGAAGCUGCCACUGGCCCGUCGGACGACGCCACCUCUGAAGCUGCCACUGGCCCGUCGGACGACGCCACCUCUGAAGCUGCCACUGGCCCGUCGGACGACGCCACCUCUGAAGCUGCCACUGGUCCGUCUGACGACGCUAGCGCUGCCACUGGUCCGUCUGACGACGCUAGCGCUGCCACUGGCCCGUCUGACGACGCUACCUCUGAAGCUGCCACUGGCCCGUCUGACCAUGCCAUUGAGGAACUGUUCACUUCUGCAUCUGAGUCCCCGUUGACCACAAACAUGGAUAUCUGAUGUGGGACAUGGUGCUCGGGGUCCAUGCAAGAGUUCAUGGGUAUUCUAGUCCAGGUUGUAUGUAACUGCAUUUUUUUUUGUUUUGGCUCAAUUAAACGUUAACUGUAA